AUGGAGUCUACCACUGAAACCAUGGCUCAAAGACGAACAUCACGACCUCGCUCGAUGAACCCAUCGCCAGCCACGUCGACAUAUGGAUACCACAACACCUACCAUACUCAUGCGCAGCUCCCGGUCGGGUCACCGCCUUCGUACGCUCGAGCCAUCGACCCUCAGACCCGCUACAUCCUGGAUGAGAGGACAAGGACGGAGAAGGAGGCAGUUCGCAACACCCAAUUACCACCGCCAUACACGUGCACAGUCGAGAUUGAAGGAGUUGUUGGGAUAAAGCAAGAGCUUUCAUCGCCAUUCCAAGUCUCGGGACAUCGCGAGUGGCACGAUGUCUACGCCAUACUUCGAGGGACGCAAUUGAGCAUACACCGCAUAAAGUACCCAGGUCUCCUCAGCAAGAACAAGGAGCCAUCCCCAGGACGAUUAUUACGAACUUAUUCUUUACAGCACGCUGAAGUUGGCGUGGCAUCCGAUUUCAAAAAGACGUCGUUGGUACCCAAGUCACCCUUCGCGCACUUGGUUCCCGCUGUUGCUCGGCCCAAACUAUACGAGACGGAUCCACAUCUUUUCGAGCCUGUACGGGAACAUGCCAUCCGGCUGCGUCUGGAGUUUGAGCAAUUCCUGUUUUGUCCAUCGACUGAGGAAUGCAUGCUUGACUGGGUAGAAUCGUUUUGCGCCGCCAUCGACAUCAGCGCACCUCUAGAAGAUCGCAGCGAGCCCCGCUACCGAAGUCUUCCUCGUAGGGGCAGACGACAACGCAUUUUGGAAAAUGUGCAAUUUGGCGACAACCUCGAGAGCCUGACGAGUCUGGAAGCCGGUCGACGCAUCAUUGCACAACAGGAGCAGAUUAUCCGCCAACUUUACCCACAUCUGGCCGGGACCCGGGAACCAGGUAUCAGCCACACAGCUCCUACGGCAGAUCUAGAACUCGACGAUUUCGACCCAGAGGAUGUUCGCUUUCCGACACGCUAUGCGAGGGAUUCUCUAGCACGCAUUUCUUCACACGAAUACGAGCAAGGCGAUGAUGAGCGUCAUGAGAGUGGCUCCUCGUUUGAUCCCAAGUCAGCGUGUGCGCCACGACCUUCAGCUGCGCAGACCCUGCGGUAUCGCCGCCGUUGUGCUCCAGUGUUGCUUGCUUCUUCUCCACGCGUAAGCGACGUAGUUUUUGGCAAAGGCCAACGCUUCCGCAUUAGCGUCAAGGCUCAUAUGCUCGUCGACUAUACCCCGCACCCACCUCGCUACGAUGUACAUGGCUUCGCGAGGUCUAAACGCCCUACCAACAUCACAACGAAUCACAGCUCGCCAACAGUCACUGCGGGUAAGACUAUUACCACAACUGUCUCGCCCGAGAGACCCAGCUCGCCUGUUCGUGGUGUUAGCGAUAAUUCCAUCACCUCCAUCUCAUUCGGCGAGGACUUGGGCCCUGUUCGCUCAAAGUCGAACAGUGAUGCCACAGGCCCAUCAGGUCCACCAUCGCCGUCUGGCAUGUCGCAAACAAAAAUGGAUGCGGCACGCCAACUGGAGACCAUGGGAAAGCGUCGACCGAGCGAGGAUAGCCGCGAGACAGGCUUGAACGCCGUUACACUUGGUGUUGGCUUGAUGAUCUGA
This is a messenger RNA of Alternaria atra, 1608 nucleotides long. RefSeq lists its product as uncharacterized. The transcript has a single exon. NCBI's taxonomy places the organism in Eukaryota, Fungi, Ascomycota, Dothideomycetes, Pleosporales, Pleosporaceae. The record is from RefSeq and is a predicted model, not a curated record. The coding region runs from base 1 to 1608 and encodes 535 amino acids.